Enterobius vermicularis (human pinworm) is the source of this 381-nucleotide messenger RNA. The record is from the annotation of a GenBank genome assembly. Lineage: Eukaryota; Metazoa; Nematoda; Chromadorea; Rhabditida; Oxyuridae.
AUGGAAAGCCAAGACGGUAACAACAUCAGUUUUGCGACUCUGCGCAGAAGCCUGCGUGAGUUUGGUCUGCAUGAAAAGGUUGCGAGGAAGAAACCAUUUGCCUCGACCAAGAACAGAAAACUUUGGUUGCAGUUUGCCGGCACUGUUUUGAUCAAACAGAUACAAACUGAUAGCGAGUGGUCUUCGCUGAUGAUAAGGACUCCGAAAUUUGAAGGUGAAUUAAGUAUGCACGAGAGGCGAGACAGCCUUGAGUUUCCACGCACCAAGAGCAGUUUUCCGGACCAAAAAGGCCCUUGGUUCGCGCAUCUUUGUCAGCUUUUUAAGUGUCCCGCCACGUUCAGCGAAGAAAUAUCCCGAGAAUUAGACCCUGUAGGGAGAUAA